UCCUCGGCUUCACUCCCUCUUAACCGCCAGCUGCUUCCUCUGUUGCUUCAUCACUUGUUUAUUAAUGAACAGUCUUGAACUCCGUGGACACGCACUAACAAUGGCCGCACUCCACCCCCUCUCCCAACUACUCUUCUUAUGCCUCGCUAUUAUUAUUGCCUCUGCCACGGCUGCCAAAUUCCCGGCAGUCAUAGUGUUCGGCGACUCCUCCGUGGAUUCCGGCAACAACAACCAGAUCUCCACCCUCCUCAAGAGCAACUUCGAGCCCUACGGCCGCGACUUCAUCGGAAAACGCGCCACCGGGAGGUUCAGCAACGGCCGGGUUCCGCCCGACUUGAUUUCCGAGGGCCUCGGCCUCCGCCCUUUCGUCCCUGCCUACCUUGAUCCUGCCUACAAGAUUUCCGACUUCGCUGAUGGCGUCUGCUUCGCCUCCGCCGGCACCGGAUACGACAAUGCCACCUCCGAUGUCCUGAAUGUGAUACCGCUAUGGAAGGAAGUGGAGUACUACAAGGAUUACCAGAAGAAGCUGAGAGCCUACGCCGGAGAAAAGAAAGCGAAUCACAUAAUCCAGGAAUCUCUGUACGUGGUGAGCAUCGGAACAAACGAUUUCCUGGAAAAUUACUAUCUGGGGGGCCGGCGGUCGGCCCAGUACACGGUGGAGCAGUUCCAGGUGUUCUUGAUCGGGCAGGCGGAGAAAUUCGUGAGGGAGAUAUACGCGCUGGGUGCCCGGAAAAUCUCGCUGGGAGGGCUGCCGCCGAUGGGGUGUCUGCCAUUGGAGAGAACCACGAAUUAUUUAGGCGGGCAUGGAAACGAAUGCAAUGAGGAGUACAACGCGGUGGCGCUGCAUUUUAACGGGCUGUUGAACGGCCUUGUCAAGAAGCUUAACAAGGAGCUUCCUGGGAUUAAAAUUCUUUACGCUGAUUCUUACUUUAUCUUGCUUCAGAUCAUCAGAAAACCUUCUGCAUUUGGGUUUGAUGUGGCAUCAUUAGCUUGUUGCGGGACAGGGAUGUUUGAGAUGAGUUACUUGUGUGACAAGAUGAACCCGUUUACGUGCACGGAUGCAAAUAAGUAUGUAUUCUGGGAUUCCUUCCAUCUCACCGAGAAAACCAACCGGAUAAUUGUUGAUUACUUGAUCAAAUAUCUCAUCCAUCAGUUUUAGUGGACUGCAUGUGCAUGUGCCAGGAUACUAUCCACCAGUUGCUUUGAUUACAACAAGCUUAAAUUUGCGUACCAUAUUAUAUUGGUCUUAGCCGUACGGGGAAUACACUGAAUGUCAGGAGUUAAAUCUGUAUUAGGACUAUGUUGUAUAUGUUUUCAAUUAGUAUUGUUUUUGUUUUUUGGUACUCGUUUUACAAAAGACUUGUACUUGAGUGCAAUAUGCCUAUUAUUUUCUUAGUUCAUGGAUGUGUUUCCUCGUAUAUAUAAUACAAGUUUUGAUUGA
Molecule: messenger RNA, 1441 nt
Organism: Ipomoea nil (Japanese morning glory)
Lineage: Eukaryota; Viridiplantae; Streptophyta; Magnoliopsida; Solanales; Convolvulaceae
Product: GDSL esterase/lipase At4g26790-like
Exons: 3
Coding region: 65-1159 (364 amino acids)
Molecular function (GO): hydrolase activity, acting on ester bonds
Source: RefSeq, a predicted model, not a curated record